AAAAUAAUAGUACCCCAAGAAAAAAAAAAUCUAAUUAAGGCAAGAACGACAAUGAGAUAGAAAAACGACAAUAGAGGAAAAAGGAAAAGAAAAUACAGAACGACGUGGUUUGGUAGGAGGGGUAGGGUUUGUUCAGUUGGAAGUGUGAGUAGGGAGGGAGUGUUUUUGCUGAGAAGUUGGGGAAGUACGAGACUCAAUUCCAAACUCAGUCCUCCGAACAGCUCAAUCCAAGAAUUACAUCGCAACCAUGACGGACUAUGCACAGGAGCAAGAGAUGGAAAUCGAAGCAUUAGAAGCAAUUCUUAUGGAUGAGUUCAAAGAAAUUCACUCUGGAGAGAGUGGGUUAAAUACUUCCAACCGGUGCUUCCAAAUAAAAGUGGUUCCACAGGAUGAUGAAGCAGAUUUUGAUUCUUCUCCAGUUCAGCUAGGUUUGAUUUUUUCGCACACAGAAAAAUAUCCUGAUGAACCUCCACUUUUAAAUGUUACAAGUUUACGAGGAAUUCGACCCGAAGAUCUUAGAAUAAUGAAAGAAAAGCUUCAACAAGAGGCAUCUGAAAAUCUUGGUAUGGCCAUGAUGUACACCCUUGUCUCAUCAGCUAAGGAAUGGCUCUCUGAACGAUUUGCUCAAGACACUGACACUGAUAAUGCUGAAGCAGAAGAAGCAACAAAAGAUGAUGUAAUCAUCCCACAUGGUGAACCAGUGACAGUUGAAACGUUCCUAGCUUGGAGAGAGAGGUUUGAAGCGGAGUUGGCACUCGAACGAGCAAAGCUAAUGCCCGAGUCUGCGCUUGCAGCACCUAAGGAAAAGAAGCUUUCGGGAAGACAAUGGUUUGAAAGUGGAAGAAUGAAAGGUACAGUUACAGUCAAUGAAGUUUCUGACGAAGAAGAUGAUGAAGAUAUUGACUUCGAUGAUGAUGAUGAUUUUGAAGAUGACGAAGAAGAUAUGCUUGAGCACUACUUGGCUGAGAAAUCAGACUCAUCCGCACAUUCGUCCAAGAGAGGCAACUGAAAGAUAAAAGUUAGUUUGUGGAGUAUUAUUGAUUGGCCUGAAAAAGUUGUACCACUUUUCUUGGUAUUAUCUUUGGUCGUACUCGGGAUGAUACAUGUGUCAAAGGCUAAAAGAAAUCAUGUUGUAAUUUGGAUAGUUUACUAAGCAAUUAAAGUCUUUAUUUUGCAUGAGGAGAAAUAUAAGAAAAGUUUUGUCAUCAGACUUCAGACAUGUAUAUGUAUCUGCCUUCCUAGGUGUGUACUUUUGAGAGAUGCUUCAUUCUUGUUUUAUAAAUCGGAAAGCAUAAAUUAUCAUGGUCCCAAA
Molecule: messenger RNA, 1312 nt
Organism: Humulus lupulus (European hop)
Lineage: Eukaryota; Viridiplantae; Streptophyta; Magnoliopsida; Rosales; Cannabaceae
Exons: 11
Coding region: 248-1009 (253 amino acids)
Biological process (GO): cytoplasmic translation
Molecular function (GO): protein binding
Source: RefSeq, a predicted model, not a curated record